This is a messenger RNA of Pseudozyma hubeiensis SY62, 1182 nucleotides long. RefSeq lists its product as hypothetical. Gene Ontology annotation, cellular component: membrane. Bases 1 to 1182 code for a protein of 393 amino acids. The transcript has 2 exons. Lineage: Eukaryota; Fungi; Basidiomycota; Ustilaginomycetes; Ustilaginales; Ustilaginaceae. The record is from RefSeq and is a predicted model, not a curated record.
AUGUCGUCCACUCCAUUCAAGGGCUCGCUCAAGGCCAAGAGGAAGGGCGAGCUCACCGAGAUCGCCACCGCCCUCGGCAUCGGCCUCGAUCAGUCUCAAAAGAAGGAGGAGCUCGAGGAUCUCAUUCGUGAACACCUCAUCAGCCACAAGAACCUGUACUCUUCCAACGACAACUUCAAGGGACUCAUCGACAGCCUCGACUCGGGCCGCAAGCGAUCCGCCCGCUCCAGCAGCGUCAACGGCAACGCCGACUCGGACGCCUCGGACUCGCCCGAAUCGUCGGUCCGCUCGCCCCGCAAGCACUCGCAGCGUCCGUCCAACCUCGGAACUCCCUCCACGCCGUUCAACGCCAUCCCUACAAGCGCUACCGACCUCGCCGCCAGCGCAAAGCAACGCGGUCUCAAGGCGCGCAAGUCGCUCGACAAGCUCGUCGACACCAUCUCCACCAACGCUCGCUCCACCGCCAACGAGCUCACCACCGAGGUCCAAGAUGCUCAGAACGAAGUCACCGCCAGCCUCCACGCUGUCCAGGGCGAAGCUACCAAGCGCUACCGCAAAGCAAAGCAGGACGGCCACAAGAUCUUUGUGCGCGCCCGCUCCUGGCUCAGCGACACCAAGAACCUUGUUCGCCUCCUCGUCGUCUUUGAGGGUCUGCUCCUCGUGCUCGCCACGCUUCCCACCACCUAUGUCGAAGUCGGCAGCCGCGGUCCCAAGAUCCCCGUGGUCAACCCCAAGUCGGGCAUCAACGGCUACCUCCCUCACUGGGCCAUCACCUUGCCCAACCCGCGUGGCCUGAUCAGCCUGGACUUUUACCGCCCGCUCGUGCUGUGGGCCGUCUACAGCGUGCUUGUGCCUCUCGCCGUCGCUCACCUCGUCACGUUCGACCGCCGCGCCCAGCCCUCGGCCUACUCGUUCCUGCUGGCUCGUCUCUCGGCGCUCUUCUUCCUCGCCCGCGUGCUUCCCAACAGCACCCUCACUGCCCUCGGCCUGCCUGCGCCUGCCGUGCUCGGCGUCGCUGCUGGCGAAGUCCCCGAGUCGGCUCUUAUCCGAGGCCUGCGCUCGCUCUUCUCCUACGACUACGUCCUCGCUCACCUCGGCGUCGAUCUGCAGAUCUGGGCUACCGCUACUGUCUUUGGCUUUGCUCAGUACGAGACCAUCGCCGUUCGACCUCGUGCCGCUUAA